AUGGACAAAUCGCCUGACACAAUCUCACCGACGAGCGCCGAUCCUGCCGUCGCUGGCAAUGCCCCCUCGAACCAACCCCCCAAAGCGCAGGCCAAGUUCCCCCCGCCAAAGACAGACAAGCCUCGACCGCACGUCUGCGGAACCUGCGGCCGUUCAUUCGCCAGAUUGGAGCACCUCAAGAGACAUGAACGCUCACACACCAAGGAAAAGCCAUUCGAGUGCCAGGAAUGCAAAAGAUGUUUCGCCCGUCGAGACCUGCUUCUUCGACACCAACAGAAGCUACACUUCACAAACAACCCCUCCAACCGGCCCAAGAACAACAGGCGCGAGAGUACUAGCGGACCCGUCAAUGGAGGCCGUGUAAGGAAAGGCUCAAUAGCCAAUGCCGGUAUCACUACCGGAACUGCAGGAGGAAGGCCCCGAGCAAACACACUUGGCCAUCUGGACCUAGGAUCCCUUGGGUUGAUGGGAGUCGUCUCUCCUGUUGAUGCACAAAGGCCAACUCAUGCCAGUAUGGCACACCACCGGAUGAGCAUGAGCAACGCACAACAGCGGCCAUCGAACCUGGACCUCAAUGGCAUCAACGGCAUGACACACCAUGGCAUGGGUCAACAAGACGGCUUUGAUCUCUCUCGUGUUGAUACCCAUACUUCUCAUAUAGACUUUGGUGAGCCUCUGACACACAUCCACACGGCGCCAGCCUACACAGGCAUGCAGGUACCCGACCUAGAACAACUCUUUACCCCAGGAGGAAAUACAGUGAAUCCCGCCCAGCUACACUUUGCUGCUUCGGCACCGCAGCCUAUAAACCUCCAAAACUUUCAUAUGAACCAGUUCGAUCUAUUUGGUCAAGGUGAUGACUUUGCUUGGAUGCGAGACUGGGACUCACAAUUGCAGUCGCACACCAACAACGAUGCGAUUGAUCAGUCGUCGCCAUCUCAGUUCAGUACUGCUAGUCAAAGUGGUUAUUCAGAGACUUUGGCCGACGGUCCUUUCCACAUCAAUGUAUCCCAGGCUGGCUGGAACCCCAAUGACAUGCAAGCUCUGAUGACCCCCGGAGCUUUGAAUCUGGACAUCCUCGGUACCGGUCUGCCAUCAAUUGAUCCUCCAAUGAAUACCAUAUCGCCUCAAAACUUGCUUGAUCCAUCCACAACUGACAGCAAGUUGGACACUCUCAUGAUGCACUCUGGCGUGCCUGACUCUCUAAGCGGUAUGCAUUUCAACCAAUUCCAGCAGUCAUCUCUUUCCAACUUUGAUUCGGAUAGCCCUAGCAUCUCCUCAUCGUCGGUACCAGAUAGCGCAAGGCAGAGCUCCGUAACGUCCAUCUCGACAGAUUCCAUCACAGACGCUACUCGUCAAGCUUUGCUCCUUAGUCUGUCGCAACAAUCCGCGUUCAGCCACAGAAAGUUUUCACAACCAUCCAUCAGUUCACCUCUAUCUCCGAGGCCCCAGGGACCGAGCCUCCCAUCUACUGCCGAUUUACAGCGCUACAUCAACGCGUACAUCCAGUACUUCCACUCCCACCUGCCGUUCCUCCACGUCCCCACACUAUCUUUCGACUCGCCUGAAUACAUGACCAAUCUGCGAAGCGCCGGUUCUCAGGCUUCGGCCAACCACAGUGGCGUGGUCGGAGGUGGGGGUUGCCUUAUUCUGGCAAUGGCUGCAAUUGGCGCUUUGUACGAGUAUGACCACCAGGCCUCGAAAGAGCUGUUUGAUUCCGCAAAGAAAAUGAUCCAGCUCUACCUCGAAGAGCGUCGCAAGGCCGACAUGUCUGCAGCUGUCAAUGGCGGCCAAUACUUUAGCCCGGAGAGCUCUUCCCACAACACACCACUGUGGCUGGUUCAGGCGAUGCUUCUGAAUGUCAUCUACGGUCACUAUUGUGGUGAUAAGACCGCCGCUGAUAUUGCGAGCAAUCAUUGUGCAGCCUUGGUCAGUCUAGCUCGUGCUGCCGAGUUGGCUCAUCCAGCUACAAACCAGGAUGGUUCCAGCGAAGUGAAAGAGGAGAGACCAGACAUUCACAUGGAUGACGGCUCUUCUCCAUUCCACGGUCACACAAACGUCCAUAUGCAAUGGUUGAAGUGGAAGGAGGCAGAGGAGCGCAAACGAACACUUUUCGCCAUUUUCAUCCUCUCCAGUCUGCUUGUUAUUGCAUACAACCAAACACCGGCUAUCACCAACUCUGAGAUUCUCCUUGCGCUACCCUGCGAUGAAGAGCUCUGGACGGCGGAUAGUGCUCGGGAAUGGGCUGCCAGAGGAGGCGCUCAAGCAGCUGAAGCCAAUGCCACGUCGUUCUCUGCAGCACUGAGCGAUCUUUUAACGGCCAACCAGAGACAACAAAACGUGUUUGGCUACAGCCGAUACAGUCCAAAUGGUGACUCUCAUGGAUUGAGUACCCAGCUUCGACCAAGCACAUUUGGAUGUCUGGUCUUGAUCAAUGCUCUCCAUAACUACAUCUGGGAGACCAGAAGCAGGCACAUUGGACGCCAAUGGACAGCGCAAGAAACCGAUUCCAUGGUAGCCCACAUUGAGCCGGCAUUGAACGCAUGGCAAGCUGCAUGGAAGGCCAACGACCGCCACAAGUUGCAGCGUCCCAACCCCUUCGGUUUGGGCCCAUUGGCAGCCGACAGCAUUCCACUAUUGGAUCUGGCAUUUGUGAGACUGUUUGUCAAUCUCGGACGUUCAAAGGAGGCUUUCUGGCAGCGCGACUUCGAGGCCAUGUCAGAAGAAUUGGCCAGCGGGAUUGACAUCGCCCAAACAGGCUCUCCUGACAACUCGUCGAACGGUUCAUCUGGAAGCUCGCCAGACUUCCCCCAAGCUGCUUACAACCACGGCCAAAUGCAAAUCUCAGGACACAGCUCUAAGCGCGAACGCCACCUGCGCAAAGCUGCUUUCUAUGCAGCUGACUCGUUGGUCAUCUCGUCCAAGUGCAACCUGACGUUCGCAGAUUCCUCUGCUCACGAAUUGCCAAUUCAAUCAGCUAUCUGCUUCCUCGACUGCGCCCAAGUCCUGGCCGAAUGGGAGACCACUGUUCAGGAACGCAUUGGUCGAUACGUCGGCGUGCUGGGUCAAAUUGAUGUGGAUUAUAGUCAAGUGCCUGCUGUUAUGCUGCUCGACACUGAGGACGUAGAGCUCUUGAAGAAGAUGGAAAGCAUCUGCAACGUCAUGGAGGAGAAGAUGGCUCUACAAGCCAAGAUGUUGGCCCACGAGAUGGACUCUCUGGAUCCCAAUGGAACAAUGGGCAUCCCGUCUUCAUUGGCCAGACUCAAUGGAUUGUCGAAAUGCGGAUUGGGAAGUAGAAUCUUGCGCAUGACUGCGCAGAUGCUUGAGAAGGCGGCUGUCUGGCCUGUCACCCAUGUAAUGGCCAGUGCUCUGGAAACACAGGCAAACCACGCCGAUCACCGCGCCGAUUCCUCUAUCACCGCCUAA
Molecule: messenger RNA, 3426 nt
Organism: Aureobasidium namibiae CBS 147.97
Lineage: Eukaryota; Fungi; Ascomycota; Dothideomycetes; Dothideales; Saccotheciaceae
Exons: 3
Coding region: 1-3426 (1141 amino acids)
Biological process (GO): regulation of transcription by RNA polymerase II; DNA-templated transcription
Cellular component (GO): chromatin
Molecular function (GO): RNA polymerase II cis-regulatory region sequence-specific DNA binding; DNA-binding transcription factor activity, RNA polymerase II-specific; zinc ion binding
Source: RefSeq, a predicted model, not a curated record